Molecule: messenger RNA, 960 nt
Organism: Coregonus clupeaformis (lake whitefish)
Lineage: Eukaryota; Metazoa; Chordata; Actinopteri; Salmoniformes; Salmonidae
Gene: cby1
Product: chibby homolog 1 (Drosophila)
Exons: 5
Coding region: 211-597 (128 amino acids)
Source: RefSeq, a predicted model, not a curated record
GGAGUCGUCUCAAAGGCGAGAAGGCAGGUGACAAUCUAAGGUACAAAAUAAGCCCAUAGAAAUGCAUUGGCCUUAUUUUGGACAGAUUUUGGCGAAAGAGCAGCCUCUCGCUUCACUUCUUCCUCUCUGUGUAGAGAGCGUUGACGCAGCUGCAGGGACCAGCGGGACUUUUUCUCAACACAUUGCAGAGAGCUAUCCAUAAAGUCGCUGAUGAAGAAGAUGCCGCUUUUUGGCAACACCUUCAGUCCAAAGAAGACUCCUCCUCGCAAGUCUGUUUCGCUCUCCAAUCUGCACACGUUGGAUCGGUCUACAAGGGAAAUAGAGUUGGGUCUUGAGUAUGGAGCCCCUGUAAUGAACAUCGGGGGGCAAAGCUUGAAAUUUGAAGAGGGACAAUGGAUUGCAGAGUCCGGAUGGAAUGUAUCAGGGAAGGAGGUGCAGAGACUAAAAAAGAGGAACUUACAGCUUGAAGAGGAGAACAACUUACUAAGGCUGAAGAUUGACCUCCUGUUGGACAUGUUGUCGGAAACCACUGCAGAGACUCACCUGAUGGAAAAGGAGCUGGAAGAGGUGAAAAAUCACAGUCGAAGGAAGAAGUGAUGAAUAGAAAACUGAAGACGGGUUCCCAGUGACACCAGAAAAGGAAUGAAUUAAAAGGAAGGGGAUAGAUAAGGGAUGGUGAUGGAUGGCUGUGUUAGUGACCAACUGUAUGGACUGUAAAAUUAGAAUAAUUGUUAAAUGGAUUUGAAAUCAUUGAAGGUAUGAGAGUUUAAAUGUGCCCUGUCCUUUUAUAAAAAUGAAUUUCUUUGAUUCAUUAACUUUUGUAAGCAUUAUAUCAGUGCUGAACUAUUUUAGAAUACUAUGAUUUCUAUUCAACCCCCUGUAUGUGUGGUUUUGGCAGCUGUGUGUAUUUGAAUAUUUGUUUUCAUAUCCUUUCUACUUUAUUAAAAGAUCUUAACUACA